GAUUCUACCCGACUUUCUUCCGAACAACAUCGGCCUAGCUCUUGGGCUUGACGACACUGACCAAAAUGCUAUCCUCCUCGUUGCGCCGUGUGGCAUGGACGCCUCUUGCGCCCAUCUCCGGCAUUUCUCGCUCUUCCACUCAGACUUUGUCAACUUCCUCCAACGGUCUUCUCGGCGCCACUCAACAUGUGCGUCAGCGCCGGUACUCGUCUUCGUCCUCGAAACCCAGCGAUGGCUCCCGGCGGGUAGAAGCCUCGUCUCAGGCUCCCGCGAAGGGUGUCAACUCGGGGGAGAAACGUGAAGGGAAAGCCUCGAAACGCCGUGGGAAGGACAACGGCCGCAACGGUCCCAAGUCGAACCAGCCGUCAGCGUUUUCCAACCUGCCCAGCGUUCCCUCGACACAGCACCUGCAGCCUCAUGAUGUCCAUGUGGCGUCGUUCUUCUCCAUCCAUCGCCCCAUCUCCGUCUCGACCACCGUCCCCCCGACCUCCACCGCCGAAGCCUUCAACGCUAUCUUCACGGCGAAGAAGCCCACCAAGCAGGAAGCGGACGACGUGAUCUUCACGCUAUCCGCCGCCGCAGACACCAUGGAGAGCUCAGCCCACCAGCUCGGCGAGCAAGAAGGCAGCGCCCUGGGCAACCACUUCGAGAUGGACCACCACUCCGACAGCAGCCUCAACAUGGCCGACCUGAAGGUCUCCGUGGAGGAUCUCGCCAAGCGCUUCCGCCCGUUCAACCCGCCUCCGGCCCCCGUGCCCUUCGACGAGGCCAAGGCCGCCGCCGACGCCGACGCCGCCGCUGCCACCGCCGCCGAGCCGGACAACAACAGCUACUCGGCUGUUCUGACCAUCCACGAGUCCACGGACGCCCAGGGCCGCAAGACCUACCAGGCUCACACGGGCCCGUUCGUCCGCUCCCCGGAAAUGGACGCCCCCGGCGCCGCCGACGAGUCCAACGCCGUCAUCGACGCCCCGCACAGCAACCCCGGCGCGACUUACGUCGAGCGCUCGCGCAACAACCGCACCAUGCACGCCAUCAGCACGCGGAGACGGCGCUUGGCGAAGAUGAAGAAGCACAAGUUCAAGAAGCUGCUGCGGCGGACGAGGACCCUGAGACGGAAGCUCGAUAAGGCUUGAUCGUGAGAUAUACUGUUUGUAUGUCUUGAUUGACACCGUUUCUAGCUUUUCUUUCUUUCUCUUUUAUCCUCUACCAGUCUUGUUCACCAAUACACCACAGCUCCACAGUAUUUCAUAUAUGAGAUUUGGAACCCUCCUUUUCCUUUCCAUUUUUCCUUUAUCUCUUCCUUUUCCACAUAAAGGGUCCUCAUUUUUCUUUGAUUCGCUAGUUCAGCUUUGUGGUGUUUGGAUUUACUUUGACUUUUUUUGGUCCUCCGUACUGCAUAGUUCUCUCGCAUCGUCCGCUUAUAGACAAUAUUAUUUACAUAUCCCCAUUCC
Molecule: messenger RNA, 1454 nt
Organism: Aspergillus campestris IBT 28561
Lineage: Eukaryota; Fungi; Ascomycota; Eurotiomycetes; Eurotiales; Aspergillaceae
Product: mitochondrial 37S ribosomal protein mS38
Exons: 2
Coding region: 66-1136 (356 amino acids)
Biological process (GO): mRNA processing
Cellular component (GO): mitochondrion
Source: RefSeq, a predicted model, not a curated record